UGCAGUGCACAGUUACAUAUAGAAAUCAAAAUGUUUUUCACGAUUUUCUGGUGCUGUUAUUUCUUUCUUCAGGCAGAUGGUUCUCACCCUCAAAUCACCCUACCUGAUGGAGAAAUCCGAGGACACAAAUUACAAACGGAUAACGGGAAAACAUAUUACGCUUUUUUGGGUCUCCCAUAUGCGGCUCCUCCUUUGGGUAACUUGAGGUUUCAGGCUCCCGUAAAUCCGGAACAUUGGAAAGGAGUUCGGGAUGCCACCAAAAAAGGCGAUGCCUGUUUAGCAAUUUUCGACUUUACCCCACCGAGUUAUAGCGACAAGCUGAGCGAAGACUGUCUAAAAAUUAACGUCUUCACUCCAUCAUUCAAUAAUACUCAAAAGUUUCCCGUAAUGUUUUGGAUUCAUGGCGGAGGCUUUGUGGGAGGAUCGGGUAACUUCUACGGACCGGAUUUCCUCAUCGAAGAAGACGUUGUUGUAGUCACUUUUAACUACAGAUUGGGAGCGUUCGGGUUUUUAUCCACCGGCGAUGACGUAGUUUUGGGGAACGCCGGACUGAAAGACCAGUUACUUGCUCUUAAUUGGACCAACCGUAACAUUGGUCUGUUUGGGGGCGAUCCAGACAAAAUUACUAUUUUUGGCGAGAGCGCAGGUGGAAGAUCUGUCGGACACCAUAUCACCAACAAAAAAUCCAAAGGUUUGUUCCGCGCAGCUAUUUGCCAGAGCGGCUGCUCACUUCUGGGUCUACACGAGGUGAAGCCGAAAGAAAUCGCCUUGGAUCUAGCCCAGCGCCUUGAUUCCGAAUUGCCCAGAAACAUAUCGUCCGUAGAUCUUUUAAACUUUUUGCAGAACCAGUCGGCCGAUGCCAUCUUGUCGAAGUCGAUAGACAUGAAUCCGAUGACAUACCUGUUUGUUCCCAUAAUGGAGGUCGACCAUGUUGACUCGUUCAUCACGGAAUUGAAUUACAAUCUGGUUGAAACUGGAAAUGUUAGCCGAGUUCCUCUCAUACUAGGCACAGUCUCUGAGGAAUGUUUGGGUUUUAUUGGAGAUCUAAACAACAUUACGCUUACCGCGGCGUCUUAUGACUCCGACAUAACUACUUUAAUUCCGAACGAUAUCCAUCUGAAAGAAAACUGCACCCCAGAAGACGCGGCAAAUCUAAUUAGAGAAGCGUAUGUUGGACCUAACGGAAACUUUUCCGAUAACUUGGCAGCUACUUUGCAGUAUUACAGCGACAAUUUGUUCGGGAAAGCUACUCUAAAGCAGGCGGAGUUGGCGUCAGAUUAUACGUCCGUGUACCUCUACGAAUUUUCGUACUACGGUAUCGCUAGCGAGACUAGAGUAGUUAUCGAAGGAGCCGGUAAAGUAGGUCACGGCGAUGAGUUGACGUACCUGUUCAAAUUCCUCAACUUAACGGCCGAAGCGGAUAUCUUGACUAGCAAAAGAUUCGCGAAACUGUGGGCGAAUUUCGCGAAAUAUUUGGACCCCACCCCCGAAACGUCGUCGCUGCUGCAAAAUGUGAGCUGGCCCAAAGUAGAAAAUGGCGAUAUCCGUUAUCUCGACAUAGACGAAACUCUGAGCGUGAAACCGAAUAACAGAGCGAAAGAAUACGCAAUGUGGAAUUAUGUAUAUGAAAACUUCGCCUCGAGACCUUAUAUGGGGUUCUAGAAUGUCAUGCCUUUCUAACUACUAAAGUAAAAUGGAAAGGCUAA
Molecule: messenger RNA, 1706 nt
Organism: Cylas formicarius (sweet potato weevil)
Lineage: Eukaryota; Metazoa; Arthropoda; Insecta; Coleoptera; Brentidae
Product: carboxylic ester hydrolase-like
Exons: 10
Coding region: 31-1662 (543 amino acids)
Source: RefSeq, a predicted model, not a curated record